This is a messenger RNA of Oncorhynchus kisutch (coho salmon), 12240 nucleotides long. RefSeq lists its product as uncharacterized. Lineage: Eukaryota; Metazoa; Chordata; Actinopteri; Salmoniformes; Salmonidae. Gene Ontology annotation, biological process: regulation of telomere maintenance via telomere lengthening; telomere capping. Gene Ontology annotation, molecular function: telomeric repeat DNA binding. The transcript is spliced from 12 exons. Gene Ontology annotation, cellular component: shelterin complex. The coding region runs from base 162 to 8306 and encodes 2714 amino acids. The record is from RefSeq and is a predicted model, not a curated record.
AGAUUAUGUCAUCGCAGUAAAAACAGGCAUUCAUUUCUUACUGUGCAUGCACCGUCGGAUGCAUUGAGCUAUGGGUCUAAUGUCGUAAACAAGAUUUUCACGGACAGAUUUGUCAAGAGAGCCACUGUUUUUGGUCUAGCUAAUGUUUGCAAAACAACAAAAUGCAAACGCUCCGGGAGGAAAAGGGUCCUCCUCUUCCUCUGUCGUCUAUGCGUCUUUUUAUUCCUCCACUGCGCCUGGUGUGUGCAGCUCUGUGGCAGGUUGUAGAGCGGAGAGACAUCAUGGACUAUGGGCUGCUGGAGGAGUUUGCCACCAGCGUGUUGGAAAUAGUCCCUGAACUGAUGACUUACAGAGAGAGGGUCCAACUCCUCAUGGGACUGAGAGCACGGCUGGUUCUGGAGUUGUGUCGCUGUGAUGAUGAGCUGUGUCGCCCUGAUACUGUCCAGCCACACCUGAACAGGAUAAGGAGCUGUGUCUCCAAUCAGAAGGGAGAGGUUUCAGAUCCAAAGGUGGAAGCAUCAGAGGCCAGCUUCAUGAAGCUGAUUGAAACCCUACUGGAGCAGCCAGAGGAGAGGGAACUCUUCUUUCAGAAUGUUUUUCCAGAGGAGUAUGGCCCCAAGUAUGACUCAACACUGCAGAUUCUUGUGUGGGAGUUCCUGUCCAGGCUGGAGAAACUGAUUCCUGCUCCAAACCUUAAGCAGACUGCAUCUUGGCUCAGCCUUGCCCCUGACCUCUUAGAGGAGUGUGUGCAGUCUAUGGCUCACCCUGAGCCAUUACAGGCACUCCUCCAUCACCAUAAAAAUGGACAUCACUUAGACACCAAUGCUCUAAGGUCCACUGGUGGUGACUACAUCCUCUCUUCACUGUCUUUCCCUUCCUCUGUGAAGGAAGAAAUUGCCUCUUGCCAAGCAGGCCCAGAGAGACAGUCCUAUCCCACCAUAAAGGGAUAUCAAACCCCUUUCCCAUCUGAUGAACCAGAGAUGAGCUGGGACUGCAGAAUGGCAGAUCGUAAGGUCUGGACUGUAAAGCCACCAGCCCGUUCUGCUUCUGUGGAGGUCGAAGUCAAGACUAUAGAGGACGCCACUGAGAUAACCGUUAAACGCAAGACAAUCAACAAAGAGUUGAUAAAAGAAACCAGGAGAGAUAAAGCCGUUCUCUGCCCUCAGACUCGCAGUGGGCUGAAAACCAGCCGCUUGACUGCUUCCUGUCUGCGCCGUCAUCCCGUACUGCGGUUGAACAGGCUUGACAUUCGCAAUAUGCCGUUACCCAAGUCCUUGCUAACACUGAUUCUAAGGAGAGGGAGACUGCAGGCUGAGACAAGACGCCCAGGACCGAAAGGAAUUGACAGAAAAAAGAAACGGAGAAGAGGUCGUGGUAUUACAAAUGAGAAGAUUAAAUCACACACACUUGAUAUAAGCGAUAUGCCGCUACCCAAGUCCCAGCUAACACUGACCCUAAAGAGAGGGGUACUGCUGGAUGAUCCGACGAGUUCCCAAGUACAGAAAAAAAGAGGUGGAAAAAAAGGAGAGAAAAUAGGACCUGGUAUCACAAGAUUAAAGAUGGAGAAGAUUGGAGCACACACGCUUGACAUAAGCGAUGUGCCAUUACCCAAGCCCUCUCUAAAACUGGUUAUAAGGAGAGGGAAACUGCAGGCUGAAGCAACAGGUUCUCAAGGGAAAAAAACAAGGGGCAGAAAGAAAAAAUGGAGAAGACGAUGUGGUGUCAAAAAUGAGGGUGUGAAAAGAGAGCGGUCACCUGAAACUGAGGAAGAAGCUGAACCAUCAGAUUAUGAACUUUGGACCAGCGUUAAUAAAGGGGUCACGCUCAAUGAAAGGGCCCCUGUCGAUGAAUCUGGUGGAGUCCAUGCUUCUCUUUUCCCAUCAUCUCAUAAGAGGGAGGAGGAACAGCCCAUACAGACCUUUCACACAGAGGAGCACAGUGGUCAUAUGGCCGAAGGGCAGAACAGAGUAGAAGUCUCAGAGAUGGUACCUCAGGACUCACUAACUCCUGAGCCAUCCAACACCGCUCACAGAAUUCCUUCAGAGGAGCACAGUGGUCAUAUGGCCGAAGGGCAGAACAGAGUAGAAGUCUCAGAGAUGGUACCUCAGGACUCACUAACUCCUGAGCCAUCCAACACCGCUCACAGAAUUCAUUCAGAGGAGCACAGUGGUCAGAUGGCCGAAGGGCAGAACAAAGUAGAAGUCUCAGAGAUUGUACCUCAGGACUCACUAACUCCUGAGCCAUCCAACACCUCUCACAAAAUUCAUUCAGAGGAGCACAGUGGUCAGAUGGCCGAAGGGCAGAACAGGGAAGAACUCUCGGAGAUUGUUCCUCAGGACUCACUAACUCCUGAGCCAUCCAACACCUCUCACAGAAUUCAUUCAGAGGAGCACAGUGGUCAGAUGGCCAAAGUGCAGAACAGGGAAGAAACCUCAGAGGUGGUACCUCAGGACUCACUAACUCCUGAGCCAUCCAACACCUCUCACAAAAUUCAAUCAGAGGAGCACAGUGGUCAGAUGGCCAAAGGGCAGAACAGGGAAGAACCCUCUGAGAUUGUACCUCAGGACUCACCAAGUCCUGAGCCAUCCAACACCUCCCACAAAAUUCAUUCAGAGGAGCACAGUGGUCAUAUGUUCGAAGGGCAGAACAGAGACGAACUGCCAGAGAUGGUUCCUCAGGACUUAAGAACUCCUGAGCCAUUCAACACCUCUCACAAAGUUCACUCCGAGGAGCACAGUGGUCGUAUGUUCGAAGAGCAGAACAGAGACGAACUUCCAGAGAUGGUACCUCAGGACUUACUAACUCCUGAGCCAUCCAACACCGCUCACACAAUUCAUUCUGAGGAGCACAGUGGUCAGAUGGCUGAAGGGCAGAAGAGAGAACUCCCAGAGGUGGUACCUCAGGACUCACUAACUCCUGAGCCAUCCAACACCUCUCACAAAAUUCAUUCCGAUGAGCACAGUGGUCAGAUGGCCGAAGGGCAGAAGAGAGAAGAAGUCUCUGAGAUUGUACCUCAGGACUCAUUAAGUCCGGAACCAUUCAACACCUCUCACAAAAGCUUUCACUUACAGGAGCACAGUGGUCAUAUGACCGAAGGGCAGAACAUAGAAAAACCUUUAGAGAGUGUACCUAAGGACUUACUAACUGAGAUUGUACUUCAGCACUCGUUAACUCCUGAGCCAUCCAACAGCUCGCACAAAAGAAGCCAGCGCGUCAAGGCAUGCUCUUUCUGUGGCAAGACUUUCACUGACACACUGGGCUUGACAAGACACAUGCGAUCUCACAUUGAGCAGAGGUCACACCAAUGCACCCAAUGUGGGCAAGACUAUGAUUCCAGUGAGGACUUAGAGGAACACCAGAAGAGAAGCUGUGAGGAGAAGAUUAAAAAAGACAUUGGUGAGGACAAUGGUGGGGAAACUGUCCAGCAAAAAACGCAUCUGAAAAGAGACAAAAAACCUGAUCUGAAAGCAGACAAAAAACCUGAUAAAAAACCUGAUCUGAAAGGACACACAAAAGAUCGCUCCAUAAUGUGCCAUGUGUGCGGGAAAGUAACUACUCGUAUGUUGGGUUUGCGAAGACACCUUCUACUUCACUUCAACAAUGGCGCAUACAAAUGCCCUGUAUGUCCAACGACUUUUAUAACAAAUGCUGAUUUGAGAUCGCACCUGAGAUUGAAAAGAUCUUGUAGGGAAAAAUGUUCUGAUGAAGUAAUUAAUACCAAGGUCCAUCUCCAAUCCAACCCUGGUGAGUACAAGUGUCCUUACUGUGGGGACACUUUCCAGCUACCACAUGAUCUGAAAGGACACACAAAAGACUGUUCCAGAAAGUGCCAUGUGUGUGGGAAAACCACUUUGAAGCCAUGCGGCAUGCGAAGGCACAUGUUAAAACACAACAACAAUGGCCCCUACAAGUGCCCGGUGUGUCCAAGGACUUUUAUAUCCCGUACUGAUUUGAAGAUGCACCUGAAAAAAAAUAAGCAAUGUAGGGAGAAAUGUUCUGAUGUCAUGGUGAAGGAAUUACUGUCAUCAGUAGAUGGUAGAUGUGGGAAAAAUGAAACAGGAGUCAUGACAAGCUGCCAACAACCAAGCUCCAGCAACACAGGUGGGCCUUCAAAGAAUCAGUUCUUUGAACAGUUCUCUUAUGACUUUCAGCAAUCCAAUAACAGCGCGAGUAGUGAUGUGAAGCUGAAUAGCCUCAAUGAAAACUACAGUAAAUACCAACCCAUGAAGGAUGUUGACUUGAAUAGCCUCCAUGAAGCCUUCAUGGUGACCACUGAAGACUACAGUGAUGAGAUCAGUCAAUGCCAACCCAUGAAGGACAAAAAGUCUGUGGAUGAUUCAUUGGAAAAUGAGAUGCCCAAUGACAAAGAACCAAACUCAACCAUUGGCUUAACAGGGAAGCAGGUGUCCCAGACUGACCCAAAGCCUCUCCAGGAUUCUCAACCAGAGAUAAGCGGAGAAGUGAAGAACGAGAUACAGAGCGGGAAACUGCAGGCUGAGGCCACGGGUUCCCAAGGACAGAAAAGAAGAGGCAGAAAGAGAAAACAGAAAAGAGGACGUGGUGUCAAAAAUGAGAAGAGCGAAGCAAAGGGUGUGAAAAGAGAGCGGUCACCUGAAACUGAGGAAGAUGCCGAACCAUCAGAUAAUAAACUUUGGACCACUGUCAGUAAAAGGACCACUGUCUGUGAUUCUGGUGGUGUCUCAGAGAGUGUACCUCAGGACUCACUAACUCCUGAGCCAUCUCACAAAAGAAGUCAACGAGUCAAAGCAUGCUCUUUCUGUCGCAAGACUUUCACUGAAACACUGGGCUUGACAAGACACAUGCGAUCUCACAUUGAACAGAGGUCACACCAAUGCACCCUGUGUGGGCAAGACUUUGAAUUCAGUGAGGACUUAGAGGAACACCAGAAGAGUAGCUGUGAGGAGAAGAAGAUUGGUGAUGACUACUGUGGGGGAACUGUCCAGCAAAAAAAAUAUCUGAAAAAAAACCCUGAUCUGAAAAGAGACAAAAAGCCUGAUCUGAAAGGAGACAAGAAAACUCAUCUGAAUAGAGCCAAAAAAAAUAAUCGGAAAAGAGACAAGAAAUCUGAUCUGAAAGGACACACAAAAGACUGUUCCAUAAUGUGCCAUGUGUGCGGGAAAGUAACUACUCGUAUUGUAAGUUUGCAAAGGCACCUUCUACUUCACUUCAACAAUGGCGCAUACAAGUGCCCUGUGUGUCCAAAGACUUUUAUAUUAAAUUGUGAUUUGAGAUCACACCUGAGAUUGAAAAGAUGUUCUGAUAAAGUAAUUACAACCAGGCUCCACCUCAAAUCCAACCCUGGGGAUUACAAGUGUCCUUACUGUGGGGACACUUUCCAGCUACCACGUGAUCUGAAAGGACACACAAAAGACUGUUCCAGAAAGUGCCAUGUGUGUGGGAAAAUAAGUUCUCGAAAACUGGAAAUGCGAAGGCACAUGUUAAAACACAACAACAAUGGCCCCGUCAAGUGCCCGGUGUGUCCAAUGACUUUUGUAUCCCGUACUGAUUUGAAGAAGCACCUGAAAACAAAGAAACUAUGUAGAGAGAAAUGUUCUGAUGUCAAGGUGAAGAACAAUGCUGAUUUGAAAUUGCCCCGAAGAUUGAAAAGGUCUUAUAGGAAGACAUUUUCUGAUGAUGUAAUUACAACCAAGAUCCACCUCAAAUCCAACCCUGGAGAUUACAAGUGUCCUUACUGUGGGGACACUUUCCAGCUACCACGUGAUCUGAAAGGACACACAAAAGACUGUUCCAGAAAGUGCAAUGUGUGUGGGAAAACAACUUCAACGGCACGUGGCAUGCGAAGGCACAUGUUAAGACACAACAACAAUGGCCCCUACAAGUGCCCGGUGUGUCCAAUGACUUUUAUAUACCAUCCUGAUUUGAAGAAGCACCUGAAACUGAAAAAACGUUGUAGGGCGAAAUGUUCUGAUGUGAUGAUGAAAGAAAUACUGUCUUCAGGAGGCGGUAGAUGUUGGAAAAUGUUGAAUGAAACAGCAGUCAUGACAAACAGCCAACAACCAAGCUCCAGCAACACAGGUGGGCCUUCAAAGAGAAUUGAAGAGCUCUCUCAUGACUCGCAGCAAUCCGAUAACGGUAGUGAUAUGAACCUUAAUAGCCUUGAAGAAGACCAUAGUGACAAGAUCAGUCAAUACCAACCCAUUAAGGACGUUGACUUAAGUAGCCUCCAUGAAGACUUCAGUGAUGAGAUCAGUCAAUACCAACCCAUUAAGGACGUUGACCAAUCCAACCCUGGUGAGUACAAUUGUCCUUACUGUUGGGACACUUUCCAGCUCCCAGAUGAUCUGAAAAGCCACACAAAAGACUGUUCCAGAAAGUGCCAUGUGUGUGGGAAAAUAUCCUCAAAGGCAUGUGACAUGCGAAGGCACAUGUUAAAACAUGACAACAAUGGCCCCAUCAAGUGCCCGGUGUGUCCAAAGACGUUUAUAUUCCAUACCGAUUUGAAAACACACCUGAAAACAAAAAAACUUUGUAGGGAAAAAUGUUCUGAUGUGAUGGCAAAGGAAUUACUGUCUUCAGUAGAUGGUAGAUGUAGGAAAAAUGUUAAUGAAACAGGAGUCAUGACAAGUUGCGAUCAACCAAGCUCCAGCAACACAGGUGGGCCUUCGAAGGGCGGGCCUGUGUUGGGUUUGAAGAGCUUUGAAGAGUUCUUUGAAGAGCUCUCUAAUGACUCCGAUAUCAGUAUGAAUAGUGACGUGAACCUGAAUAGCCUCGAUGAAGACUACAGUCAGGAGAUCAGUCAAUACCAACCCAUUAAGGAUGUUGACCUGAAUAGCCUCGAUGAAGACUACAGUCAGGAGAUCAGUCAAUACCAACCCAUUAAGGAUGUUGACCUGAAUAUCCUCUAUGAAGACUACAGUCAGGAGAUCAGUCAAUACCAACCUAUUAAGGACGUUGACCAAUCCAACCCUGGUGAGUACAGUUGUCCUUACUGUAGGAAGACUUUCCAGCUCCGACAUGAUCUGAAAGAACACAAAAAAGACUGUUCCAGGAAGUGCCAUGUGUGUGGGAAAUCAACUUCGACGGCAUGCGGCAUGCGAAGGCACAUGUUAAAACACUACAAGGGCCACAUCAAGUGCCCGGUGUGUCCAGCGACUUUUGCAUACCAUACAGAUUUGAAGAAGCACCUGAAAACAAAAAAACUAUGUAGGGAGAAAUGUUCUGGGGUGAUGGCAAAGGAAUUACUGUCUUCAGUAGAUGAUAGAUGUAAGAAAAAUGUUAAUGAAACAGAAGUCAUGGCAAGUUGCGAACAACCAAGCUCCAGCGACACAGGCGGGCCUUCAAAAAGCAUUGAAGAGUUUUCACAUGAUUUGCAGCAAUCCGAUAACAGCAUGAGUAGUGAUGUGAACCUGAAUAGCCUCCAUGAAGACAACAGUCAGGAGAUCAGUCAAUGCCAAGCCAUUAAGGACAUUGACCAAUCCAACCCUGGUGAGUACAAGUGUCUUUACUGUGGGUACAUUUUCCAGCUCCCAGAUGAUCUGAAAGGACACACAAAAGACUGUUCCAAAAAGUGCCAUGUGUGUGGGAAAAUAUCCUCAAAGGCAUGCGACAUGCGAAGGCACAUGUUAAAACACUUCAACAAUGGCCCCAUCAAGUGCCUGGUGUGUCCAAAGACAUUUAUAUUUCAUACGGAUUUGAAAACACACCUGAAAACGAAAAAACUUUGUAGGGAAAAAUGUUCUGAUGUGAUGGCGAAGGAAUUACUGUCUUCGGUAGAUGGUAGAUGUAGGAAAAAUGUGAAUGAAACAGGAGUCAUGACAAGGCUCCAACAACCAAGCUCCAGCAACACAGGUGGGCCUUCAAAGAGCGGGCCUGUGUUGGGUUUGAAGAGCUUUGAAGAGUUCUUUGAAGAGCUCUCUAAUGACUCCGAUAUCAGCAUGAGUAGUGAUGUAAAUCUGAAUAGCCUCCAUGAAAACUACAGUCAGGAGAUCAGUCAAUACCAACCCAUGAAGGAUGUUGACUUGAGUAUCCUCCAUGAAGACUACAGUCAGGAGAUCAGUCAAUACCACCCUAUGAAGGAUACUGACCCGAAUAGCCUACAUGAAGACUUCAGUCAGGAGAUCAGUCACUACCAACCCAUGAAGGAUGUUGACUUGAACAGCCUCCAUGAAGUUUAUAGUGAUGAUAUCAGUCAAUACCAACCUAUUAAGGACAUUGACCCACAGGGGGACAGAAGGUCUGUAAAUGAUUCAGGGGUAAAUGAGAUGCCCAAUGACAAAGAACCAAACUCAACCAACGGCCCAGGGCCUCUCCAGGACUCAAUCUGAGCCAAACAGAGAAGCUAAGAACGAGAUACAGGUGAUACCGGUGUCAACAAUACAUACAACAAAACUAAAAGCCCUGCAAUUUAAGGUUAUAAGAAAAUGAUGAACAGCAACAACUUCCUUAUAUGUAUUUGUUUUUUUUGUAGCUAUUGUUAUGGAUUAGGUUAGGUAUUUAGAAAUGAUAGAGAGAUUCCCACUAGUAAUUACCAGUUGGAGGGGCAUUCAAGUGGAUCUUUCCCAGUCGUAUGUAGGGAUUUGCGAGAUGUUAUGAACGCAGAAUAACCCGAGUGAAAAGUCAGUUGUCUCUUAGGUGGCGGAGUCUCUCGAUAGUUUUGAGGUAUCCCCGGUUUGUGAAGCUACUCAUGUUCAUAAGAGUGCUGAUGGCAAACCAGAUGGGGAGAAGGAUGAUUUACGUGGGGACAUAGAGGAAACAUUCUUUGCUAAACUAGACGGUGGUUUCCAGGUAAUGGUUCAUCAUAGUGAGAAAGUUUAUUCUUGUGUGUAUCUCGGUUAGAACUUCUGGGCAGAGAUAUACAGUGCCGUGAAAAAGUAUUUGUCCCCUUUCUAACGUUCUCUGCUUUUGCAUUAUUAUUAUACUGAAUUAUCAGAUCUUCACCCAAAAUAUAAUAUUAGAUAAAGGGAACCUGAGUGAACAAAUAACACAAUUACAUACUUAUUUCAUUUAUUUCAUUAACAAAGUUAUGCAACACCCAUUUCCCCUGUGUGAAAAAGUAAUUUCCCCCCUUACACUCAAUAACAGUCUAUGCCACCUUUAGCUGCGAUGACUCCAACCAAACGCUUCCUGUAGUUGUUGAUCAGUCUCAUGUGGCUGUGGAGGAAUUUUGGCCCACUCUUCCAUGCAGAACUGCUGUAACUCAGCGACAUUUUGUGGUUUUCAAGCAUGAAUUGCUCGUUUCAGGUCCUGCCACAACAUUUCAAUUGGGAUUAGGUCGGGACUUUGACUAGGCUAUUCCAAAACUUUAAAUGUGUUGCUUUUUUAGCCAUUUUUUAUGUAGAUUGUGUGUUUUGGAUCAUUGUCUUGCUCCAUCACCCAGCUGCGCUUCAGCUUCAGCUCAUAGACGAAUGGCCUGACAUUCUCCUGAAGAAUUCUAUGAUAUAGAGCAGAAUUCUUGGUUCCUUCUAUUAAGGGAAGUUGUCAAGGUCCUGAGGCAGCAAAGCAUCCCCAAACCAUCACACUACCACCACCAUGCUUGUCUGUUCGUGUGAGGUUCUUACUGUGGGAAUGCAGUGUUUUGGUUUAUGCCAGGCAUAAUGGGACCCAUGCCAUCCAAAAAGUUAUAAUUUUAAAUUAUCUGUCCAUAGAACAUUCUUCCAAGAGUUGAUGAUCAUCAAGGUGCUUUUUGACAAACUUGAGUGAACUUUUGGACGACAUGGAUCCCAUAAUGCCUGGUGAUAACCAAACACUGCAUUCCAAAGUAAGAACCUCAAACCCAACGGUCAAGCAUGGUGCAGCUAGACAAUGAUCCAAAACACACUAUCAAGUCUACAUCUAAAAAGCAACAUAUUUGAAGUUUUGAAAUGAUCUAGUCAAAGUCCAAACCUAAUCCCAAAUGAGAUGUUGUGGCAGGACUUGAAACGAGCAGUUCAUUCUUGAAAACCCACAAAUGUUGCUAAGUUAAAGCAUUUCUGCAUGCAAGAGUGGGCCAUAAUUCCUCCACAGCGAUGUGAAAGACUGAUCAACAACUACAGGAAACAUUUGGUUGCAGUCAUUGCAGCUAAAGUUGGCACAACCUGUUAUUGAGUAUAAGGGGGCAAUUACUUUUUCACACAGGGGAAUUGGGUGUUCCAUAACUGUUAAUACAUUAUUAUAUUUAAAUAAAAAUGUUUAACUCAGGGUUCCUUUAAUAUUAGGUUUUGGUUGAAGAUCUAACAUUCAGUAUAAAAAAUAUGCAAAAAUAGAGAAAUCAGAAAGGUGGCAAAUACUUUUUCACGGCACUGUAUGUGAGGAAGUGUGCCAUCUGCACAGGAUGAGGUUGAUUCAUGUUUCAAUUUAUGGGAGACAGAACGUCUUGUUAUGUUGAGUGACACUGAGCAACUAGGUUCUCUUGGUGGUCUGAGAAAGCAUUCGGUUCCCCGAGUGAUCUGUUGGAUUCAGAGUUUGUCAGUGAUGAUUUUGUUCCUUUAGCUGACAUAUUCUGUGAGGUUAGUGAGGAUCCGCUGGAAGACCCAGUCUGGGUAUUGCGGGAUGACACGGCUGUGUCUUGUUACAAGAAUAGGGUGCUUGAAGAAUUGGGUUUGGAAAAGCCAGAUCCACUACAGAGUGAGUUUUGUGAAGUUAAGUGUGAGGAGAUGAAGAUGUUGGUCAAUGUUCACUUGUCCCUGUUGGUGGUUGCUCCAGGUCUCUAAUCACUGGACACCUCUCAGAUGGAGCUUGGUGCGUGUGACCAUGGGCGCUGUGAAUGGAGUUGGUCUCUCAGGGGGCGGAGUCUCAAGGAGAGUUUUGAGGUAUCCCCAGUUUGUUAAGAUGCUCAUGUUCAGAAGAUUGCAAACCAGAUGGGGAGAAGGAUGAUUUGUGUGAGGACUCUGUGUCUCUGUUCCUCUCCCUCAAGUUCGAGUUUUGCAGGUUCAGGCAAAAAUUAAACAGUUUAGCGCAGACAAUAUUUUCUGCACUAAACUAUGUUUAAUUUUUGCCUUUUGAAAACGACAACUUCCUAUGUCCCACAGUUUGUGCUUCUCAGAUUUCUUUCUAAAAAUCAGUGCUUUGAGCUCACACAAAAAACAAACUAAAUUGAAUUAAAAUAAUUGAAUGCUAAAUUAAACCGAAAUGUAGGCUAAUCGCUCAGCACUAGUGUACAUAUUGGUCUCUUUAGUUAAGGAAGUUUUAUGGGGGGGGGGGGGUGUAUUACAAGUUUUGAAAAAUUCAGGAAAAUAGAUUGUGGUGACUGUGAGGUUUUUUCUUGUUGGGGGAGAAGUUAUAGAAUAGGUUUGGUAGUUAAGUAUAUAGGCUUAGGACCCCUAGACAUAACGAGUCAGUAGGCGAGUCAAUCGGUUUCAUAACAAUGUGUAGGAAUAGGAACUCAAAAGUGUAGAAAUAUGGCGGUAGUUCUCCUGAACCUGGGCCCCUAUUCUCAGUGUUUUUGCCUUUCAGAUAAUAAUAAAUAAGAGAAGGAGUAGCUGAUCCUAGAUCAGUAUUCAUACUCUGAAAAUCUUUAGAACCUUUAUAAUCUAGGACCCAGACUGAAAGGCAAAUGGAGCACCAACAUGUACACAACACUUGGCACUGAAGUCAACUGUACUGACAGACAGAGCUUGUGACACAGUGGGAAACGGUUCACUUAAGAUCUUGGUGAGGAUGACUUCACCACAUGGUGACUACUAGUUCUAGCCUGUAAGUUUCUCAUCCACUACACUCACCCCCUAGUAGUCUGCUACAGUAGUCUGUGAUCCGGGUUACAGCACCAUUGUAACAGUGAGUUCUGUCCCCACCUGGGACACCAACUCUGGGGGUUGCCUCUGGACUGGGCUAAGAGACAUUCCUUUUUAUUAUUCUUUACAAAAAUGUGACAAACUAUAUAUUUUCUUUCCCCUUUCUCUCCCUCUCUUUAUCCACUUUUUUAACACUUCUAUAACACUUAACUAUCAUGUAAUGUCACUGUAUACUGUAAGUCACUUUGGAUAAAAGCUAUGGGUUGCCUAUCGGCCGAGCUGAAGUGACUUUUUUGUGUGCAUGUUUUUCUUUUUACUUAAUGUCAAAAUGUGGUAACUGUAUAUUCUUUCUCCCUCUCUCUAUAUAUCAUUAAUUACCCACUUUUAUAACAUUUUUAUAAUGCUUAAAUGUCAUGUCACUGUAUACUGUAAGUCACUUUGGAUAAAAGCAUCUACGACGCUUUGUAUUUACAUGUUUAUCCAUCCGUUUUUUAAAGUUGACAUUGGUGUGAUACAUUUCAAUAUAUUAAAGAAGACAAAUUAAAAGGCA